AUGCAGAAGACAGUGACUCAGGCCUGGAAGCCGCCGGCGGGUCGUGCGGGGGCCAAAACUACUCCUGCAGCGGCGGAGAGGGCGACAAAGGGGCCGGGAUUCAAGCCGAGAGGGCUGCCCGCUUGCAGUUAUUGCGGAAUGACGGGGCACUUCAAGUCUGACUGCGAAGACCUCACUACCGACAUCAAGACCUUAGGGGUUCGCCUGACAAUGAGGGACUAUUAUCUGGACGGUGAAAAGAUAGAGGCAGCUAUUCUGCGGGACGAGGUGGACCCCUCCGGAGGUAGCCGCGGAGGUGAGAGCGGUGGCGGCGGAGGAGCGGGUGUGCUACAGGGAGCGGUAUGA
Molecule: messenger RNA, 345 nt
Organism: Puccinia graminis f. sp. tritici CRL 75-36-700-3
Lineage: Eukaryota; Fungi; Basidiomycota; Pucciniomycetes; Pucciniales; Pucciniaceae
Exons: 2
Coding region: 1-345 (114 amino acids)
Molecular function (GO): nucleic acid binding; zinc ion binding
Source: RefSeq, a predicted model, not a curated record